Messenger RNA from Lytechinus pictus (painted urchin), 3805 nucleotides. Its product is annotated as transmembrane emp24 domain-containing protein 4-like. The transcript has 4 exons. Gene Ontology annotation, cellular component: endoplasmic reticulum-Golgi intermediate compartment; COPII-coated ER to Golgi transport vesicle; endoplasmic reticulum. The coding region runs from base 50 to 706 and encodes 218 amino acids. Gene Ontology annotation, biological process: intracellular protein transport; endoplasmic reticulum to Golgi vesicle-mediated transport; Golgi organization. The record is from RefSeq and is a predicted model, not a curated record. NCBI's taxonomy places the organism in Eukaryota, Metazoa, Echinodermata, Echinoidea, Temnopleuroida, Toxopneustidae.
GCUAGCAUUAAUCGCGUGCGUGGAAGUGAAUACGGACAGUGAGAUCGAAAUGGCCAGGAUAAUUUUAUCAUUAAUUCUAUUUAUUUUAGCCAUCGUGCCGGCUUGGAGCUUGUAUUUCCAUAUAGGUGAAACAGAAAAGAAAUGUUUUAUAGAAGAAAUACCAGAUGAAACGAUGGUAAUAGGAAACUACAAAAUUCAGAUAUUUGACAAGAACAAGAAUGAUUUCCUGCCAUCAAGCCCUGGAAUUGGAAUGCAUGUAGAAGUAAGAGAUCCUGAAGAUAAAAUGAUUCUUUCAAAGAUGUACAGUUCUUCUGGGAGAUUUACUUUCACAUCGCACACACCAGGAGAACAUACGCUGUGCCUCUAUUCAAACUCUACCAAGUGGUCAAUGUUUGGUGCUUCUAAACUGAGAAUUCAUCUUGACAUUGAGGUUGGGGAGCAUGCCAAUGAUUACAAGGAGAUUGCAGAGAAAGAUAAAUUAACAGAGCUUCAACUGAGAGUUAGACAGCUUUUGGAUCAGGUAGAACAGGUCAAGAAGGAACAAAACUACCAAAGGUAUCGUGAGGAGAGGUUCAGACAGACGAGUGAGAGUACAAACCAAAGAGUUCUCUGGUGGUCUAUUGCGCAGACAGUCAUUCUCCUUGUUACAGGGUUCUGGCAAAUGAGACAUCUCAAGGGAUUCUUUGAGGCAAAGAAAUUAGUAUAGUUGAUAUCAUCAUUGCUAUAUGCCAGAAUCACAGAGGAUGUUAUUUAAAGCUAUUUUUUGUAAGUUCUUUUAAGCCCUCAUUAAACCAAAAAUCCAGUAUUUACAGGAGCUUAUAAAUGAUAAGUAAAAUUUUCUGUUUGUAUAUUGUCCUUAGUAAGGAAAAAAAUCUUCUGUUUUGAAAAAAAAUUAUAAAGCUUAGGGAUUUCUCGAAAUGCCUGUAAACAUGCAGCCAAAAAAAAAGAACAAAAAUCCUAAGAUGCUACGAGUUUGUCCUCAUUUUGGUGAAUGAUAAACAAACAAGGGGUGGUAAUUGACCCCCUAUCCUACAAAUCCUAAGGCCAUAAGACUAAAUCCUUGUUGCGUAUGUGUGCAAAUGUAAACACUCUGUGAGUGCUCUAUGCAUGAACAAGUAGAAAUCGUUGAUAGGCAAGAAAGUGUGUGACAUCAUUAGCUUCUUUAUUUGCAUACACCCCAGCAUAACUGAUGUGUAAAAUAAAAUUAAACUUAGAAUCAAAAGUGUGUCAACUUUACAACAGAUUUUGAUGGAAUUUUCACUGUUAAUGUUGGUUUGAGUUUUCUUCAUUUCAUCAAAUCAACCUUUUGUUCGGAUAGUGACUUGACCUUUCAAUAUCUAGUCUUUAGGGAGUUUUCUUGCUAAUUGCAUCAUAUUUUGAAUAAAUCCUCUACAAUCCUCUAUGAUUCUGGCUUAUGAUUUUCUAGUAUUACAUUGCCUAUUUAUCAUGCCUCUUUUGUUCAUUCAUAAAGUUUGUCCCUUAUAUAUAAAAAAUAGUUUUCUCUUUCUUUUCCAUUUUAUUUCACUUAAACAUUUUCUCCAUGCAAUAAUAACACCAGACAUUGGUCUUUGAUUUUGCCUCUUUUUUUGGCAAUGAUUUUCUAUUUUCCAUAGAUAAUUUGUUUCUUUUCAUUAAAAAAAUCUACUUCUAAUACAUGUAUUAAGUUUGCUGUGUAUAUCCAGAAUAGCUUAGUUGUACUGCAGGCAAUAUAUUUGUAUCUGGAAAUAACACAAUUGGAUUUACAUGUAACAAAAGAAAAACAAUAAAUUUUAAAUGUAGAAAUGGUGAAAAAGAUAGCUGAAACUCUUUGUCUGUCAAGAAAUGGAAGGUAUUUAUAGAUACCUUUGGUUCAUUUUAACUUCAUUCCAAAAAGACAUUAACAUGUAAAUGAGGUAUUGCUUGUUCUUUAGACUGUGGAUUAUUUCAAGUAAUAUGUAAUGUUAAAUAUAAUUUUAAAAUUAAAUGUACUUUUAAUCAUCAAAUAACUUAUUACUUGAUUUCUUGAUAGCAGUGACUUUGCCAUUGGUCAGCUAUUUGUAUAUUUCUUAUUUCAUUUUUUUUCACUCAUUUGUUCAAUAUAUUUAGUGUUGACUUCUUGACAUAUUGGAAACAUUUGUGAAUAUCCAAUCCAAAGUGUCUUUUAGAAAUAGCUUUCCAAGAUAUUGUAGAAUUGGCUCUAUCAAUUCAUGUUUAAUGUGAAAUUGUAAGCUAGGUGCUACCUAGAUUUGUAUCAAACUUUCUUUCUUCUUGAUGUUUUCUUUCUUUUUGUUUCUGUGUUGUAAAAUAAGCCACAUGAAAUGUUUUGGCAAUAUAUUGACUAGAUUUUCUGUAAAUAAUAUUCCAUUAAGACAACAAAAAAUAAUGUUCAGAAAUUUGAAACAAGGAUGAUGUAAAUUCUCUAUAUUUCUGUAUAUAUCGUCCUACAAAGUUUUAUUUGUUUGAUCAUAUUUUGUUGCCGUUUGUAGGGUAGAUAAUGAAAGAUUAUUGUGUGGAUGGGACAGGUUAAAAUAUAAUUGAUUUUUUUUGGUCUUAGAAACAAUAUCUGUUAUAAUCAGUUUAGUUUUACAAAAUUUCUUUUGCUUCAAUUAGUGAAUGGCUGAUUAAAAGGCCUUAAUAUCAACACAAUGCUAUAGUUUGUAAUCAAAGGUAUAACUUCCCUUGAAUCAAAAGAAAAAAGUACAUGGGGGGGGGGGGGGCUAGGGGCAAUUUAGCCCCUGAAAUGCUCAAAGAGCCCUAGAAAUCCCCAUUCUCUACAAUGUUAAAGCUUAUCCAAUGUUGCUGAUUCAGGCAGUAAGUUGUGAAAAGUAGCCCCUGAAUAUGGAAAUUUUUUUAUUUUGCUAGGUUUGAAUACUGGGCCGUGAUAUAAAUUCAGGGGAAAUUCUGUAAGUUUGAUUCGUCUUGAAGUAGCAUGAUAUUGAUGAUAGUUUGAAUUGAUAUUGUUUUGUGUAGGAAUAGAUCUUGUAAAAUAGUAAAAACAAACUAUUUCAGAUUGAAAUAAACUCAUUUAGGUCGUAGAGGUGUUGUGGUUUAGUGGACUCUUGUUAGUAUCUGAACUACAGAUUGCAGCAUUCAAAUAUGCAGCACUAGUGUCCUUUGGCAAAAAUUGAUUUGAUCCACUUGACCCAGGUGAGGAUAAAUAGGUACCUGGCUGGAAUUGAUUCGUUGUGAUGCUAGUGCAUUAUUGACAGCUAUGCUAUGUGCAAGGUAGUAAUCAUGGAGCACCAGGGAAGUCGGCCGUGACAGACCUGAGUGCUAGCAUGAUAAAUGAACCAUUUAUUAGUAUUUUCUUGUCAUUGCAAUUCGCUGUUAAUUAUUUGCAAUUUGUUAUUUAUGGGAUGGAUUAUGAUACCUGGGGGCCGUUUCAUAAAGCUGUUCGUAAGUUAAGAGCGACUUUAAGAGCGACUGGUGAUCCUUUCUUACGCACUAACCUGUUGCCAAUGAACAUUUUGGCGUAUACCACUUACCACAAGAAAGGAUCACCAGUCGUUCUUAACUUACGAACAGCUUUAUGAAACACCCCCUGCAUCAUCCUUCAUUAUUUUGUUUCACUAUACUCAGCCUUUGGACUAUAGAUAAGUAGUAGAUAUGAAGAGAAUAUAUAUUGUGCUAAGUGGAGAUUGUUGGUUGGAAUGCUCAAUUCAGACUUGGAUGAUGGUUUCAUAGGUUUUCUACAAUAUUUCAAUGCAGGGUGUAUGCUGUAGAAGGCAUUGCCAACAAAAAAACAGACUUUUGAUACAACAAAUGGUUUGCAUUCAUUGUCUUUAGUUAGUACCCAAGUAAAAAUAAAUUUAUUAAUUCAAUUUAA